Messenger RNA from Trichoplax adhaerens, 1587 nucleotides. RefSeq lists its product as uncharacterized. Bases 1 to 1587 code for a protein of 528 amino acids. The transcript has 8 exons. The record is from RefSeq and is a predicted model, not a curated record. Lineage: Eukaryota; Metazoa; Placozoa; Uniplacotomia; Trichoplacea; Trichoplacidae. Gene Ontology annotation, molecular function: flavin adenine dinucleotide binding; NADP binding; N,N-dimethylaniline monooxygenase activity.
AUGAAAGUGGCAAUUAUUGGAGCUGGAGCAAGCGGCUUAACCAGCCUUAAAGAAUGCUUGGAUGAAGGCAUUGAAGCAGUUAUUCUUGAAAAAGAGAAUCACAUUGGUGGAUUAUGGAAAUUUGAAGAAGACGUUGGCAAGGGUGGAACAGUCUAUCGAUCGACGGUCAUCAACACAUCCAAGGAAAUGAUGUGCUUCAGCGAUUUUCCUAUUCCUGAGAAUUUUGCACCCUACAUGCAUAACACAAGCGUCAUGAAAUACUUUGACUUAUAUGCCCAAAAAUUCAAUUUAUACGAGCACAUUCAAUUCAAUACUUACGUCCAGCAAGUUAAACCAGCAAGCGAUUAUUCAGAAACAGGACGAUGGGAUGUCAUUACCAAGCCUGCUGACAAUCCUACUGCUGAAACAACCACAACCACUUUUGAUGGUAUUAUGGUUUGUUCAGGCCACCAUUGGGAUUCCAGGAUGCCAUCUUUUAAAGGAAUGGACGUAUUCAAGGGAAGACAAUUACAUAGUCACGAUUACAAGGAUUAUCGCGGUCACGAAAAUACCCGAGCGGUAGUUGUAGGAAUUGGCAAUUCAGGUGUUGAUGUUGCUAGUGAAUUAAGUCAGCACUGCUCACAGGUUUAUCUCAGCACACGACGUGGGGCAUGGGUAUUUUCACGCCUUGGUCCCGGAGGAGACCCAAUAGAUGUUUUUUUCAACCGUUAUCUAAGCUGGCUGCCUUCGUCAAUUGUUGAGAAUUCGCUAAAAAAAGCUUUAAAUGAACGAUUUGAUCACGCUCAAUAUGGAUUGAAAGCUAAACAUAAAGUAGCAGCGCAACAUCCCACUAUCAGUGACGAAUUACCAAUACGCAUAGUAUGUGGAGCAGUCAAAGUCAAAGAUAACAUUGCUUGCCUGCAUGAACACGAUAUUGAAUUUACUGAUGGCUCUAUUGAGAAAGAUAUUGACACUGUUGUCUAUUGUACUGGAUAUAAAUUUGGUUUCUCUUUUUUGGAUUCGUCUAUCGUUGAUGUUAAAGAUAACCAGUGCGAUCUAUACAAAUACGCAUUUCCACCACAUCUUAAGCAUCCUACGUUGGCAAUGGUAGGAUUCGUACAACCAGUUGGGGCUAUUAUGCCAAUAGCGGAAAUGCAAGCAAGAUGGAUUACACGAGUAUUCAAUAAGAAAUGUCAUUUGCCAUCGGAAGCUGGAAUGAUGAUAGAUAUCGAAAAAAAACGUAACAAUAUGGCUGCUGUGUAUGUUGAUUCACCAAGGCAUACUAUCCAGGUUGACUUUAUACAAUUUAUGGACGAAAUUGCUGAUUUGAUCGGGUGCAAGCCAAGCUUCUUCUCUUUGAUGCUCACUGAUCCCAGUCUGGUUUUUAAAUGUAUUUUCGGGCCAUGUACUCCUCCACAAUUUCGAUUGCGAGGACCUCAUGCUUGGGAUGGAGCAAAAAAUGCUAUCAGACAGGCUAAAAAUAAUAUUGAUAAACCUACGCGUACUCGACAAAUCGAAGAUAUACCAAAAGCUAAAAGUAAGGGGAAUUACUUAUGCCCUUGUACAGUUAACUGUAAGCAUAACCGUAAUAUCGUACACUUACCGUAG